AUGGAUUUAACCCGCAAGCCACAUCAGUCCCGAAAUUCCUUGGCAUCAGUACAUUCGCCAAGUAACAGAAGGCAGUCGAUUUCUGCACAGAUCAGUCGAUCAGCUCGUAGAUUUUCAGCAGCGGUUGCUCCACAACUGACCAAACUAGAACCGUUACCAAUGCUACAGAAUUAUUCUUUGCUCAAUUUUCGAAUAGUGGAUAUUAAACAGUUCAAUACGGCUAUCGAGCAAUAUGCUGUUCAUGGCUGCGUCCAAUUUGAACCAAUUGAAUUUGAAAUUACAACUAAUAGCGAUCAAAGAAUACUGAAAAUACUGCUUACACCAGACGAAAUGACGCUAAACGAUGGUGUAAGAAAGAUAUUGACAUUGAGUUUCCAUGACUCAAAUAAUGAUGACAAUGGCACUCCCAUGUCACAAGUAAAACAUCCGUUAACAGGACUUAAAGUUUUUGAAUUUAUUGAGCUGCCUUUGACAAAUGUUGUUCAAAUUUUCUCCUCCAUUGACAGCUGCGAACGCUGCCUGAUUUAUCCAGAAACAAAUAUUUGGCUUCGUAUGCUUAACACUUGUGGUUGUUUCUUCACCAAUACACAAUGGCACUUUAAAAAAGAAGGGAUCGUCUAUGCGACAGUACGACCAAAUGGAAAAGUUUUAAAAGAAAAUUCACUGAGAGUUGAGUGGACUGAGCAGUGCAACAACGACUUACGACUAUUAGUGGUCGCCUUUGCCAUGACGUUACUCGUGCGCGAAGCAUUUUCUGCACUUAUACAUAUUCUACGUGAAAGAAGAAUAAGAAAGUCAUAA
Enterobius vermicularis (human pinworm) is the source of this 801-nucleotide messenger RNA. The record is from the annotation of a GenBank genome assembly. Lineage: Eukaryota; Metazoa; Nematoda; Chromadorea; Rhabditida; Oxyuridae.